CCGGAGCAGCCCGAAGUCUCCAGGCUAAAUAUUCAGAGUCACAUCCACACGCGCGCGCGAUCGGUCACCACUCCGUCUUCAUUCAGAGAGCCGCAGCAUCGGUGUCCUUGUUUAACGCUGCAGUGCUACAAAACUCAUAACCAUGCCGUCGAUACCUCAGAUCUCAGAUGCCAUCGAUAUCUUAAAUACACAUCUCUCGGGGUGCUACCCUAGCACAACGAAACCCCUCCUUCUCACUUAUAAUCCUUCUGCACGAAUCCCCCAACGAGAGGGAUACAAUGAAGCACUCAAGGCAAGAGCUUCAGAGCUUUCGCAGCUCCUUUCCCUUAGAGGAGCGGUGGAUAAACGAAUCGCCUAUAUUCAUGCUCAAAUGAACGACAUCCGCACCGCUUGUGCGGGAGCCUCCGCCCUUCCCGUGGAGAUUCUUGAGUACAUCUUCACUAUCAUCGCCCCUCCUGGGGUGCCACAUCGAUCCCGAUUCGUGAUGCGUAUCGCCCAAGUUUCAAAACGAUGGAGAACGGUCGCCCUGUGGCAUAAAGCCUUUUGGACCGAAUUCGACUUCGGUUCGCCUACAGCGGGUGAACCCGAGCUCUUGGGAACGUUCAUUAAACGCGCUCGGCCCUCGAAUCUCUUAACGCUUGUUGCUCACAACCCUGCCAGUCUUGAUGUUGCCCUUCGAUAUUCCGUAGUGUCAUCCUUGAAGAAACUCCAUGUUGCGUUCGAUGCUUCGCACCUGUCUAAUGCUAUUCAACAUCUAUCAACGAACCCUCUCUUGACAGGGCUUAUCUCGCUGGGUCUGCACAUCCAGGACGAUGACCGGCUUCUGACAGAUGGUCCCUUCAUGGCCCCCAGCAUUAUUUCCCUCACGACCCCCAGCCUCCGGCACAUCACGUUCACCAAGUGCAGAACUUGGGAUGUGUCAAUAGAACAGUACUGCCGCAUAGAGUCGUUGGCCUUCUCACAAUGUGACUUUUGGCCUCCCUUUAUCGCGUUGUUUGGGUACUUAAGGGACUUGCGACUUGUGAGAGUGGAAACGCCUCGGUCCGGUGGAGACGCAGGAUUCGAAUUAAGAUGCCUCGGCAGCCUCGUGAUACAGUCGUGCUCGGAAGCCUUCAUCGAAUGCUUCUUUCGGAUGAUCACUUUCCCUGCCCUGCGCUCUUGUCGUCUCAUCUCCCCCUCUACCAGCCAUUUUCCGAGCGAGUUAAACUACACUGAGGAUAUUGCACGUGUAAGCGGAAACAGUCACGGUUGUCGUUUAGUUCCUCUAAUGUUACUGAUGUUACUCAAUUCCUCCGUAGGCUCUUAAGAGAAGCACUGAACUAAAUCACUUGCUCCUUGCAGGAACCAGCGCCUACAUCUUAUGUAUGCUUCGGCAUGUGUACAACAUGUCGGAUAUCUGGCCCCCGCUCGGCGUCGAAGGUGAUGCGGAUGAUCAUGAACCGUGUGUGUUUCCUUUGGCAAAACUCACAGUCCUACACUACCGAAACCAUGAGACUGACGAACCGAGGAGUAUUUUCAUGUCCAUACCUAACGCUCUAUCUUGCGCUGUCAGUGCAUGUUUGCCCACGCUUUAUUGUCUGGAGAUUACCAGCGAUAUCUUGGGUUCUAAUGCAUGUUGGUACCAACAAGUUGUUCCCCGGGUCCUGCUCCAUCCUCCUCUGUCAGAGUCAAUCCUUCGUGGCUGGGAGGAGUCUCUUCGACAUCCAGGAGACUGGUGGCCCCAACAGUAUUCUGCUCUCUCUGAACAUCCAUCUCCUGAUUAGGC
Cantharellus anzutake is the source of this 1765-nucleotide messenger RNA. RefSeq lists its product as uncharacterized. The record is from RefSeq and is a predicted model, not a curated record. The transcript has a single exon. Gene Ontology annotation, molecular function: protein binding. Bases 143 to 1306 code for a protein of 387 amino acids. Lineage: Eukaryota; Fungi; Basidiomycota; Agaricomycetes; Cantharellales; Hydnaceae.